UUGGCGCGUUAUAGCUCUUUUUGACUUCUACCCUUAGCAUUUUAACUGAGGUAACCAGUUGAAUUCUGGCAGAAGGUGGAUCUUUUUAGUGAAAUUAUGAGAUAAGUACUGAUGUUUCAGGUACGUGGCCCUGUUAAUCCGGCUAGAGCCAUACCAGAUAUCGAUUUCUCAGUCGGUCAUGGCACUGACAUGCCAGUGGGAUCACGCGGACAUUUUGUCAAUGAUUUAACUAGACAAGUGCCGAACCAGUGUGGUAGUAGUAGUGAAAUAUCAGUGGAGGAGGUCGACAAUUCAAAGACAGUUGUUUUCGAAGACAGUUAGCUUCACCUAGGUAUGAAUAGCCCAGAACAGGAUUUGCUCGAUUUCACUCGUCUGUCGUACAUAGGCUGCUGAGGGCAUACAAGACAGGAUGUCUACGGUAGAAUUAAGCCCAGUGAAGAAGAGACGAAAGCUAUCUCUGAAAGUCAACAAAAACUCACCUGGCGUAAACACACUCUGUGAUGGCAAGUCAGAGUUGUUGACAAGUGUCAGAAGUCCAGCAAAUGACACAAAGAAGGAAAAUUGCUUCUGUAGAGAAAGGAAGGCUCACAGAGGCAGAGAUUCCAUCAACCCCAGAGGAACAAAAUGCUGGCCCAGGUAUCAUUGGAUUCAUGAAUCUAGGAAACACCUGCUUCUUGAAUAGUGUAUUACAAAUUUUAAGAUACACACCUGGUUUUCUGGAUGGCCUGGAGGAUCUCAAUAAAGAUGUUAUUGAGGUUGAAAAACUUCAGCGUGAAAUUACUGAAGAAUCAAAAAAAGAGCUUGGAGAUGAUUAUGAGAAAGCAUCAGAGAAUUUGUCUUCACAAGUGGCCAAAAUUCUCCAACAGCUGUUUACAAGGAUGGAUAGUCGUGAAAGAAGGUUUCGACAACUUGGCAGUUCUGCCGUUGCUUCAAUGACUGUCAGACCUGACCGGCUUCUAGAAAUACUAAGGCGGAUAAAUCCAAUGUUUGAAGGUUACCUUCAGCAUGAUGCUCAAGAACUGUUACGUUGCCUGCUUUGUUACAUUCAAGAUGCCUUGAAAGAAAAUGGUAAAGUCAGAACGAAAUACAAGGAAUUAGAAAUGAAGAAGAAGACAAAAGAGAGCUCCUUGAACAACAUUACAAAGUAUUUUGGUAUGGGCUCUCAGAAGAUAGCUUCAAAGGCUGCUGUCAGCAGAACUGAUGUUAAGACAGCUCUUUUUGUGGAAAAGGCUCAACAAGAAAGCUCUUGUUUGUUGGACACAAAAUCACCUAUGGUUAAACCUAAGAGUAAAGUCGUCAGAGUUACAGAGACUGUGACAAGUGUUGAGUACAGUGGCAAGAACUGCGAGACUAUUACUAACUGCAAAGCUACUACAGAAAGUAUACAAGCACACAGUUCAUAUGAUGAAACAGAUAGCAUGUCCCAGGUGAAAUCUGGCUCAAGUCCCACAUGCAGAGUGACUUUGCCUAAAAAGAACUCUCCUGUUACUCCAGUCAGCACCACUUCUGUGUUAGACAGUGGAAGUGGAAGACGGAGAACCAGGCGCUCCAGCAUAAGUCCCGCAUCAGGCAGUGGUAACAUUGAUGUUACCCCAAAAUCUGGAGGGACAAGAGGCCGUAAGCGCAAAAAGGUUGAGGCAGCAGAUAAAGAUUUACCCUUGUCACAGGACAUAAAAUGCAGCUCUGCAAAAAAAUGUUCCACUGACACUGGUGGUAAUGUAAAUGGGCUGGCUGGAGGAGGCAAAUCUCAGCCCAAUGUCCUGUCAAUGUUCGGGAAACGAGAAGCGGGCUGUAGGAGACUGGGGAUGAGAGGUGCAGUGGUGGCCAAAAUCCACAAUGGUGUGGAGGCCCCUGACAGCUUACACUACAAACCAACCCUGGAGACGGCCAAUCUAACAGAGAUGUCCAUUCCUGACCACACAGGGGAUGGUCCGUCUGUUAUACCAGACCCUUCAGUUAUACCAGAUCCUGUAGUCCCAGUCAUGGAGGUGAGCUCUGUCCUGUCUCAUAAUCUGAUCCUGAAUCAGGAGGCAGCAGGGGGUGGGGGACGCUCUCAAGGGAAGCGCUUCCCUGGUGUGCUGGAACACGUCAGUGAGAAAAAUCUUAAAUCGGCAGCCCUUAGGGAUAUCAAGCAAGUAAAAGUGAAACUGGAGAAGUGUGACACUGUGUGCAACUCACCGCUGAAGUCAGUCAGUGCGCACGAGGCCAUCAGGAAGCUGGGUGUCCCUGAGGACAAACACAAGGACUUUGUGGAGCACUUGUUUCAGGGGAUGAUGAUGCUGAGGACGAGGUGUAUGGAGUGUGAGUGUGCUCGCGAAAGGCAGGAAGUGUUUCAGGAUGUCAGCGUCCCACUGAAGAAAACACAUGUGGUGGUAGAGGAUAACCAAAAUGAGUCUGACGAGGAGCCAGAAGAACCUUCCCUGUCCUGUUUGAUGUCUGCUUUCACAGACGUGGAGAAACUGUGUGAUGACAAUAAGUACUUCUGCGAGAAUUGCUUCAGCUAUGUGGAAGCCGAGAGAUCCUUGCAUUAUGAGACUCUGCCAGAAAUCUUGACGCUUCAUCUGAAGAGAUUUGCUGCGUCUUCAGGGUAUUUUGGAAACUUGACUAAAAUCAAUGACCAUGUGGCAACUCCAGAGUACCUGCCGUGUCUUCGGUACAAGUGUCCUCGUCCCUGUCACCGGCGAGACCACAGGUAUAAAUUGUUUGGGUUGAUUGCUCAUUCAGGAAUGAGCAUCACAUCUGGGCACUACAUGUCAUAUGUAAGGUUGCUACCAGAAUCCAAAGCUGUCCAAAACCUGAUCGCUAAACCAGACAGAAAUAAGCCACAGGCCUCAAAGUUAGAAAGAUUCAUGGAGAAAACCUUUGUGAAAGUGAAGAGUGAGUCUGUAGAGAAGAUUGGAGAGAGCAGUGCUGGUCAGUGUGCUACGGGCUGUGCUCGUGGGGCUGCAGCCUUACCUGAGGAGAGCUUUAAAACAGGUGGUCAGGGUAUAAAACUUUCUGAAGAGGACAGCCUGACAAGUUCCCAUCUAGGCUCAAAGUUUGCGGAUCAUAAUAGUGUAAAACCAGCCGGCGAGAAUCCUCGGUUGUCCGAUGCCGGUUGCGUAACAAAAGCUGAGGGCUACGUGAGGACAGAGACUGUGGAGGAAGUGGACUGUGUAGGGAAUACCAGCCUGGGGGACACCUCCUGUGACGAUGCGACUGAGGACAUUUUCAACAAGUGGCUGGAGUGUGACGAUGACUUUGUACAGAUUCUGGAUGAAGAGGACUUUGAACGUCGUCUGGCACCUAAUUCUGGCUACAAUGCUACACCCUAUGUGCUGUUUUAUAUAAAAGACAAAGACAUGUUCUAAUAUGAACCAAACAUACUUUACAGAGGUAUCCUUGCUGGACUCGUACUUAAAAACUGAGAAUUUUGUUACACUAAAUGCGAAUUCAUUCGUUAACAUCAUGCUUUUACAAGCUGUGAUAAAACUGCAAGGACAUGACUUGAAGGGGUGAAUAGUUUUAACCAUGGCCUGUUGGUCUGGCAUUAAAAAUGUUCAGUUGUUAUAACUGGAGAAUACAGUUUUAUGGAUGUUGAUACCGCACUUUUGAACCCACCUGUCUGCAUUAAGACCACCAUAAUUUGUUUUCAAGAUGUUCUACAUUUUCUUUGUGUUCCUCAAGCCUAUGAGGUAUUGUUCAGAUGUUUGUGGAAAUAUACGUACGAAACUUCGGGAUGUUCUUCAUUGAUAUAUGUUUUAUAAGCACGAUACUGUUAGAAGAUACAUCUGUAUCGGUGUAUACGCUGAAUAAUUACCUUGUAUGGCAUGAACCAGUUAUUGACAUUUACCAUAUGUGAGAAGUAUAUGGUUCUUAAUAUAUAAGGCUUUCAUGUGUCACGUUUUUGCUAUUUUAGGUGUAUUGUAGUGCCAUUUAUUGUUACAUUUGUUCAAGUCUGUUGAAAAACCUUUUUAAUGUGGCAUUCAUAAAUAAGUUACUGAUGGGCUCAAUUCUUUGUUUUGAACUUUGAUUUAUGAGAAUUCUUCAACUGAGAUAAUUUUUGAACUUGACCUUCGCAACCAUAGCUACUUCAGUUUGUUGUUGAAGUUUCUUUAUUUAGAAUGCCCUUUCUGUUACUAUUAUUUCAUCAAACUUUAAUUUGAGGGACAUUUGUUGUGGGAAUUCCUUCUUUGUAUGUGUAAUUGUUUUACAAAGCUGGUAGCCAGACUGGGCUUAUGGCUGUUGAAUAAUCUCACAUGAAAUCUUGCAAAUGGUUGCAUUCUAAUUCUGUUCUGAUCAUUAGCCACUUUCACAUAACUUCAUCAACCAAUAUUUCCUUGUGCCACUAAAACCUUCAGGCAGCGUCAUUUAUAAAAACGUUAACGAGAAAUAGGACGUUUUGUAAAAGUGGCCCCGUAUCUGGAAAUUUAUUUUAAUUAUUAUUCUUUUCUUUUCGUGUUUGAGCCGUCUGGUGAGGUUUGCACGUAUGGCUUUUUCAUUUCAGGAUGUGAAUUUCAUGAUCUUGUCAUGUUGAAUAAAUUACAUGUAAUUAUUGCACCAUUGUUAUUCUUUACAUGAGCAUUCCCAUGAAAUUAAAUGAGAGGAAAUCUUAA
This is a messenger RNA of Liolophura sinensis, 4595 nucleotides long. RefSeq names its product ubiquitin carboxyl-terminal hydrolase 1-like. The record is from RefSeq and is a predicted model, not a curated record. Gene Ontology annotation, molecular function: cysteine-type deubiquitinase activity. Lineage: Eukaryota; Metazoa; Mollusca; Polyplacophora; Chitonida; Chitonidae. Gene Ontology annotation, biological process: protein deubiquitination. The transcript has 10 exons. Gene Ontology annotation, cellular component: cytosol; nucleus. Bases 543 to 3350 code for a protein of 935 amino acids.